Molecule: messenger RNA, 1309 nt
Organism: Cuscuta europaea
Lineage: Eukaryota; Viridiplantae; Streptophyta; Magnoliopsida; Solanales; Convolvulaceae
Source: the annotation of a GenBank genome assembly
GUUUAAACUCGGGAUUUUUAUCUGGUUAAACUCGCAUUUUAAUAUCAUUUGACUAACAAUCUUGAAGAAAGAUAUUAUUUCUCGAGUUUUGGAAAAUCCAAAAAUGGCAAACUUGGAAAAUGCUGUUAUUUCCGAAAAUGUUGUUGAGAAUGAUGUGAAUGAUAUCCCUCAAAAUAAUGUAAAUUCUGUGUCUGUGACUAACUGUGGAGACACAUCUGAAUAUGUUGCUACGGGCUUGCACAGGGUUGAUUUAACCGGAAUGCCGGAAAAAUUUUCUGAGCAUUUUUUCAAGCGUUGGCAACAACGCAUGAAAAUUUGGUUAAUCACCAAGAGCUUGCUCUCGACAAUUAUGACGGUGUGUCCACCUGUUGUUGAAUCGGAUCCCAAAAGUCUUGAACGCCAAGCUUUAUGGCGUGAGAGGGAUGAAAUUGCAAAAGGCAUGAUUUUGUUGGGUCUCUCCGACAUGUUAUUUGAUGUCUAUUGCACCCUCCACGGCACGGCUAAGGACAUUUGAGAUGAGUUGGAUAGGAAAUAUAAUACUGAGGACCACGGUCUUGAAAAAUAUAUUGUUUCUAAAUUCCUACGAUUUGACAUGAAAGAAUGUAAAUCGGUGUUAGAACAGACACAAGAAUUUGAGCUCAUCUUACAUUCUCUUCGUGAAGCGGAUAUGGAAUUGCCUGAAAAAUUUAAAGUGAUGGCGGUCAUAGAAAAAUUUCCCAAAUCUUGGGAAGAUUUUGGUAUGACUUUAAAACAUAAAAUGAAAAAGAUCACUUGGAAAUCUUUGAUGCAUUCCAUAACUGUUGAGGAAGAGCAUAAGAAAGCUGGCUACAUUGCGCCUGUUGAUUUUCAACCGAAGGCUCAUUUUGUAACAGGGGAAAAACAGUCACAAAAUUCUAAAAAUAAACAAUCAUCAUCUUUUAAACCCAUAAAGGCCAAAUUAAAAAUUGCAAAGAAACCAAAGGCAAACCGACCAUGCUGGAACUGUGGACAGAUGGGGCAUUAGGCCAAAUUGUGUCCUAACAAAAAGGUCAAGGCUCAAUCUGGGGGACCUCAAGUCAACAUGGUGACUGGAGGGACUAGUUCUAAUGGCCUGCGGUUGGAAGAACGGUGAUGAUGGGGAACACAAGUGCUGCAACUGUGCAAGGAAUUGGAAAAGUAGAAAUAAAAUUUUCUUCGUGGAAAAUUCUUUCUUUGCAUGGGGUGCAUCACGUUCUCGAAAUUAGAAGGAACAUUGUUAGUGGUUCCAUUCUUGUUAAGGAGGGUUAUGAGCUAUCUUUUAAAUUAAAUAAAGUGUAAUUUUAAUUGGUGG